CAGAAAACAAGUUAAUGACUAUUUAACCAAUUUGGUAGCGCAAUAAUUCUGCAGAAAUAAUGCCAUUGUCCCACCUUAUGCCCAAUUAAUUUCUGCUGAUCUGUGUAAUCCACUCGAUUAAGUACAAAAUCUUGGGUGCAAAACCAAAAUCUGUCAAAAAAAGGAAAAUUUAAAACAUUUCAUUACAAGAUUACAUGUAUGAGCUUUAUAAUCGGGCCGACCAAAAUCAAUCCGAAAAAGGAGAAAAAGGUGCCAUCUUCCACCCACUACACAUCUCUUUGAAAAGAAAAAAAAGAAAAACAGAGGAGCAAAGAGAAAAAUAGAAGAAUAUUGGCAGUCAUUGUGCUUGUCCCUCUUCAAUAUUCUUCUAGCCAGCCUGUUGAGCUCUUCAGUUACUCCAUUGUUUUUUCAAGAAACAUAGUCGAUGAAGCAUAAUAAGGAAAAUGUUCAUCAAAAAAAAAACCUCAUGGACAAAUCCUCCCCCGACUGCCCUUACCCUGGCUGCUUCUUCUGCGUGAUGAAAGAAUCGAACCCCACAAAACGGCGAUCUUCCCUCCUCAAAUUCUUCCGCGACCUCCCUUCCCAAGACGACGACGGCCAAGUCCUCCCCAUCAGCGGCCUCUGGAACACCGCCAUGGCCCACCCCAACGACCCCGAGUUCAUCGACCUCGGAAUAUUCGACUGCAUGUCGGCCCUCAUCUGCAAAGGCCUCCGAAACCGCCGCUGGCUGGCCCACGACCAAAACGUCUACAUCCCUUACUACGCAGCCCACAUAAUCGGCUCAUACACCAUGAACGUCGAGUCUUUUGCCGAGGCCGCCGUCCAGGCUGGCGCUAUCCCCCCGUUAAUCGAGCUUCUUCGCGGUCGACUCACGUGGGUCGAGCAGCGAGUGGCCGUUCGAGCCCUCGGCCACCUCGCCACCUACUCCACCACUUUCGAAUCCGUGGCUGCCCACACGGAAGUCCUUGAGCUCGCCAUCCAGCUGGCGGCCAGCUCGCUCGAAAUCGUGUACACGCAUUUUUACCGGGACCCUGGACGGAGGCUCGGGUACCACUGUGAUCUUCUCACGCGUGGAAUGGGUGGGGUCGAGAUGGAGUCGAGGAAGGCUGAGGAGUGGGCUAGCCAGCUUCAGUGCUGGUCAUUGCAGCUGAUUAACUGUUUCGCGUUUAAAGCUGAGUUCUUGCCGGAUAUUUGCAAGCCGGAGUUUUUGACGAGGCUGCCUGGCUUGUGGGGCGGGCUGGUGAACGAGAAUUCACCAGCUGGGAUUGGGCUGCUGAGGACGAUUUGUCAUCAUAAGCUCGGGAGGGGGCCUGUGGCGGCUUGUGCAGGGGUUGUGGAUGCUUUGUGUAAUAUAGCUCGGUCUUCGGACGAUUGGCAGUAUAUGGCGAUCGAUUGUUUGCUUUGGUUGCUUCAGGACCCGAGCACUUGCCAUAAGGUCAGUGAAAAGGCGGUACCCGUACUCAUCGACCUUGCAGACAUAACUACACUUGGGGACCAUAAAAAGCUCGGGGACUCAAUAAUCAACGCCCUUGAAGAAUACAUACAGUCUCCCGGGCUGCCGGGCCGCGGCUCGAUUAGCAGCCGAGUCAAAUCAGAAGUCGAGGAGCUCCUAUCCCUUCGCCAGAGGCUAAAAUGGGAAAAAAACAUGCCUAAAGAGGAUCUCCACAUAAAACACGCGGCCGCUUUAGUAGUGAAGCUCGAGGGAAACUCUCUCUUCUCUGCCGGAGACAUUUCCGGUGCCGCCUCGAAAUACUCGGAAGCACUCUCCCUUUGUCCAGUCAGGUCCAAGAAAGAAAGAGUUGUACUUUACAGCAAUCGAGCCCAGUGCCACCUGUUGCUUCAGCAGCCUCUGGCGGCCAUAAGUGACGCCACGCGUGCGCUUUGCCUCCACAGUCCGGUGAACCGUCACGCGAGGAGCCUGUGGAGGCGGGCCCAGGCUUACGACAUGCUCGGGAUGGCUAAGGAGAGCCUUUUGGAUGCCAUUUUGUUUGUGAACGAGUUUUCGCAGUCGGCAGACGCGGAUCUUUCGUUGAGGCAGAAUAAAGUCCCAGAUUAUGCGGAGAGGCUCGUGAGGAAACAGAUGAGGGCCGCGUGGCUGUUUCGGGAGGCUGCAGCUAAGCAUGGCGGGGUUUUGUGUGAGGGUGGUGGGCCCGGUGAUGGCUGUGGUGGACAUGAGAGUGAUGAUUCGGAGUGGGAGACUGCGAGUGAGAGUGAUAUGGGGAAUGAUGAUGAUGAUGAUGGUGGUGGUGAGGAGAAAGGUGAAUCAUCGGGUGGCGAUGGUUUCGGGAGGAAAGAGAGAGGGGGGAAAGGUUCGAUGAGAGGUACCGUUUAUUGACUUUUGCGUUAUUUUUUUUUUAUUUUUAUUUUUUGAUGCAUUAUUUGAGUUGGUGUUGUAUUAUUUUCUUUCAUUCGUUCCGAGGUUUUUGGUAGAUCACUUGGCUUAUAUACGACUUUCAUUACCUUGUGUGACUGUUUGAUCNUGAUCGUUUAGUUCAUCUUAUUUUGAUCUGGUUUUUGGUUUGGUUUCUUUUGCAAUCCUUAAAUU
This is a messenger RNA of Striga asiatica, 2545 nucleotides long. Lineage: Eukaryota; Viridiplantae; Streptophyta; Magnoliopsida; Lamiales; Orobanchaceae. The record is from the annotation of a GenBank genome assembly.